Endocarpon pusillum Z07020 is the source of this 5463-nucleotide messenger RNA. RefSeq lists its product as uncharacterized. Gene Ontology annotation, molecular function: DNA binding; DNA-directed RNA polymerase activity. Gene Ontology annotation, cellular component: RNA polymerase I complex. Bases 1 to 5463 code for a protein of 1820 amino acids. The record is from RefSeq and is a predicted model, not a curated record. Gene Ontology annotation, biological process: DNA-templated transcription. The transcript has 4 exons. Lineage: Eukaryota; Fungi; Ascomycota; Eurotiomycetes; Verrucariales; Verrucariaceae.
AUGGCAAUUUUCAAACAUCCUACAGCCUCCUUCAUUGGAGACGUCGAGUUUUCACGCCUCUCUGCCGAAGAGAUCAAGAAGAUAUCCGUUAAGAGGAUCCAUGUUGCUUCCACGUUCGACCGAUUUCAACAGCCCACAUCUGGUGGUCUCCAUGAUCCAGCCUUGGGACCAGUCCUUGACAAGAGCUGCACAACCUGUCAUGUGAGCUCUAUCCACUGCACAGGCCAUCCAGGGCACAUAGAGCUACCGGUGCCUUGCUACCACAUAUCCUUCAUUGAUCAAACUCUUCGUCUACUUCGCGCAAAGUGCGUCUUUUGUCACCGACUGCGCAUGCCCCACGGGCAGAUCAACCUUUUCACCUGCAAGCUUCGGCUUUUACAAUAUGGCCUGGUGGAAGAGCUUACUGAGCUAGAAGACAUGCACACCGUGAAAGUCGCAAGUGCUGGUCGGAUGGUCAAUGGCAAUGUCGGCCAAGCCGGAGAUGGAAUCCAGGAGGCUGGCAGUGAUGAAGAUGAAGAGGAAGAGGAUUUCUUGCAGAGAAGAGAGGAGUUUGUACGAAGGCGAAUCACAAAAGCACGAAAGGGCGAUCGAGAGGGGAGAUAUGCUCUUCUCCGAAAUCCAGUUGCCGUUGCGGAGAGGAAGGUGGUCAUCAAAAACUUCUUACUAGCCAUAGCGCGGGUGAAACAAUGUCAUUUCUGCAAAGGUAUCUCUCCUGGUUUCAAGAAGGACCAAAACCUCAACAUAUUCCGAAAGGCCCUUUCGCCUAAGCAGAAGAACCAAAAUGCGCAGAAUGGGCUGAAAUUGACAAAUCCUCUAAUUUAUAAGCAUCAGCUGGAACGAUCCUCGAAGAAAGACGAGAGACCUCUUGCAAACGGAUAUCACCAUGAGGACGUCGACAUGCGGGAUGGCACAGAAAGCGAAAUUGAUGACUUGCAUGGUGCCGAGGAGGAAAUUGCCAAAACUGCUGCUAUGGAAGACGACGAGGAAGAUGGAGAUGAUGAUGACAGACAACGCUUCCUGACGGGAAAUGAAGUUCAUGCUGCUUUAGACCUGCUGAUUAAGAGGGAGCAAAAGGUUUUCAACCUCAUAUACAACAAUCGCCCUGGACCAGAAGCCACCGUUGUCAGUGCAGAUAUGUUCUUCAUAACUCAUAUCUUGGUACCACCAAACCGGUAUCGUCCAGCAACACUCCAGGGCGAUGCAAUAAACCAAGCACAGCAGAAUACUUCACUAGUUAAGAUACUCCAAGCAAACGACAUUGUCAGACAGAUACAGCGGGAGAUGCAAAACCCAGAAGAGAACGUCAGCGCAAGGAGGAGAGGGCAUGGUGAGCUCAUCAGGGCCAUGGUCAAUCUGCAAAGGGCUGUCAAUGGCCUGAUUGAUCAAGCUCCUCGUCCCGCCAGACGAGAGAAUGAGCAAGGGAUAAAGCAAACCCUUGAGAAGAAAGAAGGACUUUUUCGUAUGAACAUGAUGGGUAAAAGGGUCAAUUUUGCUGCCCGCAGCGUCAUCUCGCCCGAUCCCAAUAUUGAGACGAAUGAGAUCGGAGUGCCGCUGGUCUUCGCCCGGAAGCUCACAUACCCACAACCAGUCACCACGCAUAACUUUUUCGAAAUGAAGCAAGCAGUAAUUAAUGGUAUGGACAAGUAUCCAGGAGCUGCUGCCAUCGAGAGCGAGAACGGACAAGUCCUGAACUUGAGGUUUAAAAACUUGGAAGAGAGGAUAGCUCUUGCAAACCAGCUGCUGUCACCUACUGUGCCUGGGUUGAAGGGUGAUAGGAACAAGAAAGUCUAUCGUCAUCUACAGACUGGUGAUGUGGUGGUCAUGAACCGGCAACCCACUCUUCACAAACCCUCUAUGAUGGGCCAUCGAGCCAGGGUGUUAAGCAAUGAAAAGACCAUUCGUAUGCAUUACGCGAAUUGCAAUACCUAUAAUGCAGACUUUGAUGGAGACGAAAUGAACAUGCAUUUUCCACAGAGUGAGCUUGCGCGUACAGAAGCUCUGCAGAUUGCAGACACGGACCACCAGUAUCUUUCUGCUACGGCUGGACAGCCGCUCCGAGGUUUGAUUCAAGAUCACAUCUCCAUGGGUGUCCAAUUUACAAGUCGUGAUACAUUCUUUGACAAGGACGAUUAUCAGCAACUGCUGUACAGCUGCUUACGCCCCGAAAAUUAUCACACCGUGUAUGAGAAGAUCCAGAUGCUACCACCAGCUAUUCUGAAGCCUAAACUACUCUGGACAGGAAAACAAGUAAUCUCGACGGUUUUGAAGAACAUUACACCCGAAAAUCGCAAUGGCCUAAAUCUCAAGGGGGAAUCGUCUACGCCCGGUAAUAGGUGGGGGGAUAAUCCAGAAGAGGCCAAAGUGCUUUUCAAAGACGGGGAGCAUCUUCGUGGUAUUCUGGACAAAAAGCAACUUGGCCCAACCGCCAAUGGUCUAAUACAUUCGAUACAUGAACUUUACGGUCAUAUUACUGCUGGCAAGCUUCUGAGCGUCCUCGGCCGAUUGCUGACACGUUUUCUGAACAUGCGCGCCUGGUCAUGCGGUAUGGACGAUCUCUAUCUUACAACAGAAGGAGAUAAUAUGCGAAAGCGGGAGCUAACUCGAAUUGCACGGAUCGGUCGGGAGACAGCCCUGAAGUAUAUUACAUUAGAAGACGACAGUCCAGAACCCGAGCUGCUCCAGAGGCUGGAAGAAGUCAUUCGCAACGACGAGGAGCAGGCGAAUCUUGAUAAAGUUUACAAUGCCAAUACUGCAACGCUUUCAUCCGAAAUCACAAAAGCCUGCCUGCCAUCUGGUUUGUCCAAGCCCUUCCCGUUCAAUCAGAUGCAAGCAAUGACAAUCUCUGGAGCAAAAGGCUCGUAUGUCAAUGCAAACUUAAUCUCCUGUAACCUUGGCCAGCAAGUCCUCGAAGGCCGACGUGUCCCGGUAAUGGUUAGUGGGAAGACCCUUCCUUCCUUUAAGGCGUUCGACACAGACCCACGCGCGGGAGGCUAUGUAGCAGGCCGGUUUCUGACUGGUAUCAAGCCUCAGGAAUAUUAUUUCCAUGCCAUGGCUGGUCGUGAAGGUCUGAUUGACACGGCCGUCAAGACAUCGAAAUCGGGCUACCUUCAACGCUGUAUUGUGAAAGGUCUUGAAGGACUACGGACCGAAUAUGAUACUUCUGUGCGUGAGACGUCAAAUGGAGCGAUCAUACAGUUUCUCUAUGGCGAAGAUGGACUUGACAUCACUAAACAAAAGCAUCUUACUGCGUUCAGCUUCCUUGCUCGAAACCGCCUUUCCGUGAUGGCUAGCACGAACGUUGUUGGUGUCAUGAGCAAGCUUCUUCCAACACCGGAAGACGAUGAAGCUGCUCGACAUCGCAAAAUGGCGAUGAAGGUUGUCAGGAAGUCGGGCCGAGUGGACGCCAUGGAUCCAGUGACGGCGGUAUUUGCACCAGGAAGCAAGCUCGGAAGUACCUCCGAGUCUUUUCAGCUCGCACUCGACAAUUAUGUCGCAGAAAAUCCUGAUAAGCUUAUCAGAAAAACGAAAAAAGGCAUAGACGGAGAUGAUGUCAUUAGCAAAAAGACCUUUCAGGGCAUCAUGGACGUGAAGUACAUGAAAUCGCUUGUUGAUCCUGGAGAGACUGUUGGAGUCAUUGCCGCCCAAUCAGUUGGAGAACCAUCGACCCAAAUGACAUUGAACACUUUCCAUUUAGCGGGUCACUCGACGAAGAACGUUACUCUUGGAAUACCACGGCUUCGAGAAAUCGUAAUGACAGCAAGCUCCGAUGUCUCCACGCCUGUGAUGACUCUGAAACUUAUUCCCGAAAUCACGAAUGAAGAAGGUCUGCGCUUUGCUAAAGGAAUUAGCAAGCUUUCGCUAGCAGAGCUCGUCAAUGAAGUAUCGGUUAAAGAAUAUUCCGGGUCCACUUCCGAUCAUGCCAAAGCAAAAAUGUAUGACAUUGAGGUUGAGUUCUUCUCUGCCAAAGAGUACACUGAAGAAUACAAUAUCAAGGUAGAGGAUGUCUCCAAUUGCUUGAAAGACAAAUUUUUCCCACGAUUGAGCAAAACGAUCAAAGACGAAUUCAGGAAGAAGACCAGAGAAGCUUCUCAUGCAGAAAGCACUGCUGCAGUUCCAUCCAUAGGCCAGAGCGUUGGCCGGAUAGAAGAGGCUCAUUCUGCACCAACAGACGUGGAAAAUGAAGGGGGUGGAGAUGGCGAAGCUCUGGAUGAUGACAUCGACCCUGAUGACGCGAAGCAAUCCCGUGGCCGUCAGAAUGAAGAGUACGACGAUCCGGAUGACGAUGAGAAAGCCAUUGCCGAAAGCGAUGCUGAGGUAAGCAGUGAUGACGAUGCUGGAAAACUUCCGGAAAGACAGCGCUCAAAAGUCCCGCAGAGGACUGACGGUGAUGUUCAUGCAUCUGAUACGACCGACUCGGACAAUGAAGACGACGGGACUCAUGCUGAAAUAGUCUUGGAACAGAACUCACAUCUGGUCAAGUACAAGUUCUCAAGAGGGAAAGGCGAACGCUGUCGUUUCACGCUCGCAUACGACGUCUCCACUCCGAAACUUCUCCUCCUACCCAUUGUCGAAAAGUGCCUUCGUGCCGCCGUCAUCCAGCACAUUCCCGGCCUGGGUUCAUGUACCUUUGCAGAAGAAAAGGUCAAGGAUCCUAGGACCAAGGAAAUGGUAGAAGAAAAGUACGUUAUUGCCGAGGGAGUCAAUCUGAUCGCUGCAGGUGAUUUCCAAGACAUCAUUCAUCCUCACAGUGUCUACACCAACAGUAUCCAUCACAUGUUGAAAUUCUACGGUGUAGAAGCUGCUCGCAAUACCAUCAUUCGCGAGAUUGACGGCGUGUUCAAGGGUCACACAAUCACGGUAGACAAUCGCCAUCUAAAUCUAAUCGCAGAUGCCAUGACGCAUGGUGGUGACUAUCAGGCGUUUUCAAGGCACGGUCUAGUCAAAAAUAGUGGCAGUGUGCUCGCGAAAAUGAGCUUUGAGACUGUUUUUGGGUUCCUGAAAGAGGCAGUGUUGGAUGGUGACGCGGAUGCACUGACGGGACCCAGCGCGAAGAUCGUGGUGGGGAAGCGAGGAUCGAUUGGGACGGGCUCGUUUGACGUUGUUGCCAAGGGAUGCACAUCAGACUUCGGAAUCAUGCCAUCAUGGUACACAAUUCUAUGUGCUGGUGGGCGUGUGAUGAUUCUCAAAGUCUGGUAUGAUCAGGUAGCAAUAUGGUUCGAAUGUUUGCUAUCUAGUAACAAGGUGAGGAUAUUGACGCCAGAGAUCUUUGGAUCCGAAGUUGGUGAGAGUACGCAGGUCAAAGGCAACGUCAAUGGCGAUGGGCUGGCAGCCCUGGACUCGGGCCGCCAGAUUCUGAACGGCAUGUCACCCAACAUUCAACGAGGCGUUGCGGAAGGCAUCCACGGCUGGACCGAGCGUGUUCGCUCCAGCGAAGACACCCUCCCUGGCGUGGAAAGGCAAUAA